This is a messenger RNA of Helicoverpa armigera (cotton bollworm), 1918 nucleotides long. RefSeq lists its product as uncharacterized. Gene Ontology annotation, molecular function: DNA binding. The transcript has 2 exons. Gene Ontology annotation, cellular component: nucleus. Bases 143 to 1918 code for a protein of 591 amino acids. The record is from RefSeq and is a predicted model, not a curated record. Lineage: Eukaryota; Metazoa; Arthropoda; Insecta; Lepidoptera; Noctuidae.
AACGGUGGCGAAACAGAGAACGCUAUACUGACGUCAGAAAGAGACAAAUACUCCCGCCGCGACCGGCUACUACACCGCAAGAGCCAGUGGCGCUAACGUGUUUAUGUGAGGAGCACGCGCGUGCUGCCAUUAAAAUCGCAGGAUGAGGACGUAUAAAAGAAAAUCUGAGCGUGGCAACAUAUCUAAAGAUGUAUACGAACAAGCAGCAGUUAUUUUAGAGGAGGAUAAAACUAAAAAAGUUCGCGGCGUUGCAAAAGACUUUGGAUUGUGCCAUAUGUCACUAACAAGAUUUUUAAAGAAAAGAAAAGAAGCAAAAGAAAAAGGUACACCUUUGGAAUCUGUCACAAUGGGGUAUAAGAAAAAUAGACAAGUUUUCAACGAUAAACAAGAGGCCGUUUUGGUGAGUUAUUUAAUUAAAUGCAGCCAGAUUUACUACGGAUUGACGCCAAAGGAUGUCAGGCAACUGGCAUUUGAAUGUGCACUUAAGCACAACUUUGUAACGCCUCAAUCGUGGCUUGAUAAUAAGGAAGCAGGAGUUGAUUGGCUGACAGCAUUUCUUAAACGUAAUCCGUCGUUAUCCAUAAGAUCACCAGAGGCUACUAGCUUGAGCAGAGCCACAUCAUUUAACAAAACGAAUAUUGAUAAUUUCUUUUCUAAACUGGCCGAUGUGUUGGACAGAUACAAAUUUCCUUCGUCACGAAUAUGGAAUGUUGACGAGACAGGUGUGACGACUGUACUGAAACCCAGAAAAAUUUUGGCUCCAAAAGGGUCUAAACAAGUUGCUUCCAUUACAUCGGCAGAGCGAGGAACACUCGUGACUGUCUGCGUAGCAGUUAAUGCAGUUGGCAACUCGGUGCCAUGUAUGUUCGUCUUCCCACGAAUUAAAUAUAGGGACUAUUUUGUUCGCGAUGGACCUCCAGGUUGUAUUGGCGCAGGAAACUCAAGCGGCUGGAUGACAGGGCUGGAAUUCCGAGUUUUUAUGAAACAUUUCAUAGGUAAUGUGAAACCUUCCGCAACCGACCCUGUGCUCUUAUUAUUGGACAACCACACUUCACACUUGGACAUUGAGGUUGUCGAAACAGCUAAAGAAAACAAUGUGGUGUUGCUGUCCUUCCCACCACAUUGUUCACAUAAGCUCCAACCUCUGGACGUGGGAGUCUACGGACCGUUCAAAAAUUACUGUGCCAGUCAACAAGAUGCUUGGCUGAGAAACAAUCCUGGCAAGACAAUGUCUAUUCACGAUAUUCCAUCGAUAGUGAAUAAAGCUUUACCAUCGGCAUUGAAUCCAGCGAACAUUAUCAAUGGAUUUAAAAAGACUGGUAUUGCGCCAUUUAAUAAAGAUGUUUUUCAGGAUGAUGACUUCUUGUCUGCUUUUGUGACGGAUAGACCAAUCCUCGGACAUUCCGAUGAUACACCAAUAGACGAAAUGACUAACUCAAACAUCGAAAAUAUCCCUCAUACCACAACACUGAACACAGAGGUUGAAAUUUCACCUCCACCCCCUCCCCAGUCUCCUACAGAAAGUGCCAUGGCAGAACGCGAAUACUCCAUUUAUACUAACCCAGUUGCUGGUUGUAGCAAGGAUAUAAUGCCCAAUGAAAAUGCCUUUUCUCCCGAGAUUGUUCGGCCUUAUCCAAAAGCCGCUGCGAGAACAAACAAAAUAAAACGAAAAACUCGGAAAUCAGCUGUUUUAACAGACACUCCCGAAAAAACUGCGUUGGCGCUGGAACAGAGUAAGAAGAAGGAAAAUAAACCUAAAAGUGGAAAGUCUACCAAAGGGCAAAAAACAGGAAAGAAAAAUGACCAAGGAAAUACCAGUAAAGGAAAGAAAAUAAAGGGAACAGGAAAGCUUUCUGUACAGAGAAAGGUAUUACACGAAAGUGAUGAAGAAAGCGAAGAAGACGGUUAUUUUGUCUGA